AUGGCUGACAGCAGACCUGCCGGGAGAGAGCGCCGGGGAAGCAUGUUUGACAAGACGUUGUUUAAGGAGAUCCUAUCAGACCGCCUGAAAGAUUCUGUUGCGGAGGUCACACACGCAGAUGGAGAAGAUGGCGAGGACGUGUCGAUAGAGAAAGGAAUGUCUUCGGUUUGGAAAGCAAGUUUAGGAAAAGCGAAGAUUUCCAACACAUACAGACUGGAGCCUUUGAAGAAAUUUACUCCCUGUAUUUUACAAAGGAAAGCAGAAAAGCUGUUAACGGAUAAACUUAACGAUAUAAAAUACAACGCAGACCAGUGUCGAGUAUUAAGCGACCAGAUAGCUAACCUUCUGCUGGCCUAUGCAAAAGGACUGGGGUAUGAUCGGUAUAAAUACGUGGUCAGAGUCAUGGUUGUUGAAAAGAACAGCCAGACCGUGAAGCUUGCCAGCCGGGCACUGUGGGACGCUGAAAAGGACAACUGGGUUUCAGCUAACUUUGAAAACAGUGCAAUGUUUGCGGUUGCUCUUGUAUUUGCUUUGUAUUCUGAAUAA
Messenger RNA from Polyodon spathula (Mississippi paddlefish), 546 nucleotides. Its product is annotated as dynein light chain Tctex-type protein 2-like. NCBI's taxonomy places the organism in Eukaryota, Metazoa, Chordata, Actinopteri, Acipenseriformes, Polyodontidae. The coding region runs from base 1 to 546 and encodes 181 amino acids. The transcript has a single exon. Gene Ontology annotation, molecular function: dynein intermediate chain binding. Gene Ontology annotation, biological process: microtubule-based movement. Gene Ontology annotation, cellular component: cytoplasm; cytoplasmic dynein complex. The record is from RefSeq and is a predicted model, not a curated record.